Molecule: messenger RNA, 562 nt
Organism: Myotis davidii
Lineage: Eukaryota; Metazoa; Chordata; Mammalia; Chiroptera; Vespertilionidae
Gene: NT5C
Product: 5', 3'-nucleotidase, cytosolic
Exons: 3
Biological process (GO): pyrimidine deoxyribonucleotide catabolic process
Molecular function (GO): 5'-nucleotidase activity
Source: RefSeq, a predicted model, not a curated record
CUUCCCUGCAGCACCGAGGUCUUCAUCUGCACCAGCCCCCUGUUGAAGUACGAGCACUGCGUGGGUGAGAAGUUCUCCUGGGUGGACAAGUAUCUGGGGCCCCAGUUUGUGGAGCGCAUCAUCCUGACGAGGGACAAGACGGUGGUCUUGGGGGACCUGCUCAUCGAUGACAAGGACACCAUUCUAGGCCAAGAGGAGACCCCAGCCUGGGAGCACAUCUUGUUCACCUGCUGUCACAACCAGCACCUGGCGCUGCCCCCCGCAAAGAGGCGGCUGCUUUCUUGGAGCGACGACUGGAGGGAGAUCAUAGAGAGCAAGCGGGACACGGCGGCCGUGGCCCCGGGACGGUGGGCAGUGCUUCAAGGACGGGAAGACAGGCCGGCAGGGAAGCCCAGCAGAGCUAAGUGACAGGGCAGCCUCGUGCGGUGACCCAGCGCUGGGGAGCAGCGGGACACAGCAACCUCUACUCUCACAGGCCAGCCACCUGGCACCUCCCGAGAUGGCGGCACGGAAACACGGUGGGCAGUCAGUCAGGAACCGGUUAAUAAAACAGUCUGGCUCA